GUGUUUUUUGUUGUUUUUUUUCAAAUUUGUUUUCAUUUGUUUUUUUUCUUCAAGUUUUUUUUCUGUUUCUCAUUGCAAAUCAAUUCGUGAUCCAAAUCAGGCCUGACAAAUCGAUCUCAUUUUGUUUAUGUGAAAACAUUUUCUUUCUUUUUGAAACAAAAUUUUCAGUUUUUUUUCAAAACAAAAUCAACCAAACAAAAAAAUCAUUGAAACACAUAACCCAAAAAAACAUAAUGCCCGAUGCAGCCAAAUCGAUAGCAACAAGUACCGGUUCGGUUGUAACCACAAUGCUCAACAUAAACGGCUCAUCAGCCGCCGAUAUUGUACAACAUCUUGGUGGACAUCAUCAACAUCAUCAUCAUCAUUAUCACAAUAAUAAUAAUAAUAAUAAUCAUAUGAAUAAUAAUAAUAAUAAUCAUCAUCAAACAAAUGGAUCAUCAACAAUAAUAACAUCAACAACAACACCAUCAAUUUCGACAAUAACUGUACCAACAUCGGCUACUGUACAAUCAUUAUAUGAUUUUUAUAAAAUACCUGUUGUUGUUGAUGGUAUUGGUGGUGGUGGUGUUGGUAAAACAGCCGGUAUUACAUUGAUUACAUCCGAUGGUAAAAAUAUUACUGAUGCAGCCACCCUACAGGAAAUGGUUUGGAGCACUGUACCUGUAUCGGCAGUUAGUAGUACCGGUGGUGGAGGUGGCGUUUUACAGAAUGCAACUAUUGUAACAACAAGUGGUUCAUUAGCUGCUGCUGCUGUCACAUCAUCAUCCGCAUCUUCAUCAUCAUCAUCACCGUCACCAUCAUCCACAACAACAACAACGAAUAAUAAUAAUCAACAUUCCGAUGAUGAUCAUCAUCAACAUCGACAACAACAUCAACAACAAGAAUCAAGUCAAUUGAAUGGACAUAAUAAUAAUAAUAAUAUUCAAUCACCACAAUCAUCAUCUACAAUUGUUAAACUUGAACAAGCAAAAAAUCAUCUAAUUGUUUCAAGUGGUAACCAUAAUAAUAGUGAUAAUAAUAGUGGUUUAGUUGUUAAUCAAAAUGGUACGGUUACGAUAACCGGUGGUCAACAAGAAUCAACACCGACAACAACGAAUAAUAAUAAUAAUAAUGGUCAACAGCAAUCACAAACGAUUAUUGUGACAACAACGCCAAGUCAGCAACAGCUACAAAACGGGCAACAACAAACGACAUCAUCAGUAUUACAUGGAACGGAAGUACUUCAUAUAAAAGCAGAACCAACGUCAACAACAACAACAACAGGAACGAUAUUACAACAACAACAACAAACCAAUGAUAAUAGUGUUGUACAUUUAAAGAAUACCGAAUCAACAACAACAACAACAGUAUUACAGCAUGUGAAUGAAGUUGUACAUAUAAAAAAUGAACCAUUAGAUACAUUACCACCAUUAUCAUCACCGGGACAAAUGGUCGAUGUAAUAUCGGCAAAUAAUGUUGAUCAUAGCCGUGAAUUGGAGCCAUCACCACCGGCUACCGUUAUAUCAUUAGCACCGGCACAACCAUAUCCACCAAAUAAUAAUAAUAACAAUAAUAAUAAUAAUAAUAAUGGUCAACCAACGCAAUUAACAUUUGCAACAUCAGCAUAUGAUCUAUCCGGUAAUGGACAAUAUGCAUUACAAGUGAAUGCCAAUACGGCUUUAACGCCUCAUCAAUAUGCAGUUACACCAACGGCAACAGCCGCUGCACGUACAACAAACGGUGGUACCGUUUAUCUUACCACUGAUUAUAUUACAUAUCGUGAAUAUUAUCCAACAAAUGCGACAAAUGUUAAUGGUGUUACGCAACAACAACAACAGCAGCAGCAACCGCAACAGAUUAUUGUUACAACAAAUCCAGCUGCACUUACGGCAGCCGGUACUGUCAAUAAUGUUAGCGAUCAACAAUAUCAUACGGUUAGACAACAAUUAUCUGCACAGCAAAUACCGCAAGUAACAAUCACUGGAAAUAAUAAUUAUCAAACAACAGCAAAUAUGAUUGGUGAAACGGAAACAUCAUUUUUAGAUCGCUAUCUACGACAACAUCAGCCAAUAACUACACAGGCAACAACAACAACAUCGAUGGUCAAUAAUAAUAAUAAUUCACAACAGCCCGGUACAAUUUCCAUACAAUCAUUACAACAGGCAGCGGCAACAACAUCAACAACAAAUUGUUUGGUCAAUGGAUAUAAAUCAAAUACAACAACAACAUUACAUGGUUGUUUAACUGUUGAUUUACCAUCACCGGAUAGCGGAAUUGGUGAUACAACAACAGCAACGCCCAGACAAGAAACAAUAUCAACAACAACAACAACAACCAUUCCACAAAUAUUCGAAUAUACUGGUCUAACAACAGCACAACAAACAUCAACAUUAUUACCAGUGGUUACAGCAUCUGCAACUGAUUUAACAUCCGUUGCUGUUGUUGCUACUGCAACUGUAUCAUCAUCAUCAUCAUCAUCAUCGGCACCAUCAUCGGUUACAUCACCAACAUCGAUUGGUAAUGCUAUUGUCAAUAUAACAACACCAACCAAUGUAUCAGGAUCGCCUGCAGCAAUAGCAAAAUCAGCAAAUCGUCGAUCAUGGCAUGAAUAUGGUCGUAAUUCUGAUAUCGAUAAAAUACAGAUACCUAAAUUAUUUUCUGAUAUUGGUUUUAAAUAUUUUCUCGAAUCACCAAUAUCAACCAGUCAACGACGUGAAGAUGAUCGUGUUACCUAUAUUAAUAAAGGACAAUUUUAUGGUAUUACAUUGGAAUAUAUUAAUGAUGUGGAUAAACCAUUGAAAAAUGGAACAGUUAAAUCGAUUGUUAUGUUAGUGUUUCGAGAGGAAAAAACUCAGGAAGAAGAAGUAAAAGCAUGGCAAUUUUGGCAUAGUCGUCAACAUAGUGUUAAACAACGUAUUUUAGAUGCUGAUACAAAAAAUUCAUCCGGUAUUGUUGGACCGAUUGAAGAGGUAGCACAUAAUGCUAUUGCAUUCUAUUGGAAUCCAUUGGAAGGUCAAGCUAAAGUUAAUAUUGCCGUUCAAUGUUUGAGUACGGAUUUUAGUAAUCAAAAAGGAGUAAAAGGUCUUCCAUUACAUCUUCAGGUAGAUACAUUUGAUGAUAUUCGUGAAGGUAGUACACCGGUUCAUCGUGGUUAUUGUCAGAUUAAAGUUUUUUGUGAUAAGGGAGCCGAAAGAAAAACACGUGAUGAAGAACGACGUGCAGCUAAACGUAAAAUGAAUGCAACUGGAAAUAUUGUUUCAGAUGGACGUAAAAAAAUUGAAGAAAUGUAUCAUCCAACAUGUGAUCGGUCGGAAUUUUAUUCAAUGAGCGAUCUAAUGAAACCACCGGUUCUAUUCACACCAAGUGAAGAUAUUGACAAAAUAACAACGGGAGAUAUUAAUUUUUAUGGACAUACAAAUACGGAUAUUGGAUAUGAUACGGAUUCAGGUGCUUUACCAUCGAUCGCUACGGCUAUUCCGUUGACUACUUUACAUCCUUGUGAACGAACCGAUCAAACAUUAGUAUGUGAUAUGCCUAUUGCUUGUCCACCUAAAAAAAUUAAAUUGGAACGUUAUCCAAGUCUUAAUGAUCGAGUUUUACUAUAUGCUAAACAAGAAAAUGAAGAAGUAUUUCAUCCACUUCAUCUAGUACCACCAACAUUAGUUGGCCUUGCAUGGGCGAUUGAAAAUAAAUAUAAAUUAGAAGCAAAAAAUAUUCGUAAUAUUUAUAAACGUUGUAAAAAAGGAAUCACUGUACAAAUGGAUGAUGAUAUGGUUAAACAUUAUUCACAUGAAGAUACUGUACUAUUAGAAGUACAUCAGAUUGAUGCUGAAACUCAUGAUAUAACACUUGUCGAAUAUGAUACCUGUUGAUUGUUUGACAGUGUUGAUCGAUACAUUUUAUUAGUUUUGACAAAUAUCCAAAUUGACAAAUUCGAUCAUUCGAUCUCACAAACAAAUAUCAA
Messenger RNA from Dermatophagoides pteronyssinus (European house dust mite), 3943 nucleotides. RefSeq lists its product as uncharacterized. Gene Ontology annotation, biological process: regulation of transcription by RNA polymerase II. Gene Ontology annotation, cellular component: nucleus. NCBI's taxonomy places the organism in Eukaryota, Metazoa, Arthropoda, Arachnida, Sarcoptiformes, Pyroglyphidae. Gene Ontology annotation, molecular function: DNA-binding transcription activator activity, RNA polymerase II-specific; RNA polymerase II cis-regulatory region sequence-specific DNA binding. The record is from RefSeq and is a predicted model, not a curated record.